Epinephelus moara (kelp grouper) is the source of this 1958-nucleotide messenger RNA. RefSeq names its product arylformamidase (gene afmid). Bases 251 to 1132 code for a protein of 293 amino acids. The record is from RefSeq and is a predicted model, not a curated record. Gene Ontology annotation, molecular function: arylformamidase activity. The transcript has 11 exons. Lineage: Eukaryota; Metazoa; Chordata; Actinopteri; Perciformes; Serranidae.
ACAUGUUCAUGUAGAAACUAGCUGCAGUACACCCAUCUUUCCCUUCCUCCUUUUAACUCGGCUGUAAACAUGGUGUCACCAGCAGUUAACUAGAGAAAGCUUUUGGAUUGGUUUGUUCUUCAAAGAGUUUUCAGCUGUGGGUCAUUAGUCCAAAGUCCAGUCCUUUAGUAGGCCUCCACAGCUGUGCACACGUGGCUCGGAUUUAUCUGCCAGCGGACUUUUGGCGAGCUAAAAUACUUCAAGAGAUAAAAUGAUGCACUGGACCAAAAUGAAGAAAGAAGAGCUCGAGAGGCAGUAUUCACCCAGCCGGUGGUCGCACAGGAUGUCGGCAGACGACGUGAUCAAGGCUCACGUGAAGGCUUUAAAGGAAGGUACGGAGCGUGCCCGGGGUCUGGCUCAAACGUUGCUCAACGUGCCAUAUGGAGAAGGAGAUGGAGAGAAGCUGGAUGUCUACAUACCCAGCACCAACUCUUUGGAUGUCCCCCUUGUUAUUUACCUACAUGGAGGCUACUGGCAGUUUCUCAGUAAGGAGGAGUCAGGAUUCAUGGCUGUCCCCCUCAUUGAUAAAGGCGUAGUAGUGGUUGCCGUCGGCUAUGACAUCGCCCCCAAAGGCAACAUGGACCUGAUGGUGUCUCAAGUACGUAGGAGUAUUGUGUCCGUUGUGCAGCAGUAUUCUCACAUCAGUGGUCUGUACCUGUGUGGCCACUCAGCUGGGGCUCACCUGGCUGCAAUGGUCCUCUCCACUGACUGGUCGCAGUACAGCGUCACUCCUCAGAUCAAAGGUGCUUUCCUCAUCAGUGGCAUAUAUGACCUGCUGCCCAUUCUGUCCACCUACGUCAAUGAGCCUCUGAAAAUGACAGAGGAGGUGGCGGUGAGGAACAGCCCCAGCAAGCUGGUCCCUCAGCUCAAACUCUCCUCGUCCAGCUGCCACAUCAUUGUGGCCGUUGCUGAGAAUGACUCACCGGAGUUUCGCAAGCAGUCGGAAGACUACCACAAAACUUUGGAGGCGUCCGGACUGGAUGUGACCAUGGAGGAUGUGCCGAACACAGACCACUUCAGUAUCGUUGAGCAGCUGGUAGAUGGAGAGUACCACCUAACAAAGCUCCUCUUGAAGAUUAUGGGAAAGAGCUGAGGCUGUGGUCUUUGAUCCGUCAUCUAACAUCAACAUACCUCUGUAUCAACAUUCACCUCUGAACAGAGUCAUCGUCCACAGAUACUGAUAAUAUAUGCAUUAUUUCAGGUAAAUGUACGAGUUCUAUCAUUUUGAUUGAUCAACAACGAGGUGGCAUGGAUUGUUCCAGCUGUCGAGUUUAAUGUGUCAUUAGUUGUAUCUCUUUGUUCGCUGUAGACACUACUGUCAGGAAAAAUGUGUUAUGAAAAUAUUGUGUGCCUAAAACUGAGUCACUUCAAGAAUGGUGAUUGUAGCAAAUUAUACUGCUGUCAGACCUGCUCAUAUUCAGCUGUAAGCAGACUAUUUAACAACCACAGUGCACAGUGUUAUCGUCAGGAAGCCACUGGCACAUUAGAAGUUGUAGAGCUGAUGGUUAGUUUGGUAUAUAUCCAGUGUUAUGUAAAAGGGUGGGUCUGUCUGUUAUGUUUUUCUUUCCUGUGACACUGUACCACUGCUUAACGUCCAUGAACUGGAGCUCACGUCACGAGCACUGAUACAUCAUACAAACUGAAUGUAGCUUUUCAUUGUAACCUACACAGGGAACUUGAAUUAACACUAUAUAUUUGCACUGUGUAUUUGAUGAUGAUAGAGUACGUAGAAGAGUACUGAUAUUUAAAUACACAUUUUUAAAGAAUAAACGGGGCUACAUUUAACUGACGCACAUUGUUACUGCUCCCAUUCUAGCAUCAUAAAUAAUUGUUUACAUUGUUGUUCGCACAAAGUGUUCUAUUAAUCAUUACUGUAGAUUAUAAAGAGAAUCAUCACAAUAAAUAUUUAUAUUUGAGAA